Neoarthrinium moseri is the source of this 3024-nucleotide messenger RNA. RefSeq lists its product as uncharacterized. The transcript is spliced from 3 exons. The coding region runs from base 1 to 3024 and encodes 1007 amino acids. The record is from RefSeq and is a predicted model, not a curated record. Gene Ontology annotation, cellular component: nucleus; centrosome; cytoplasm. Gene Ontology annotation, molecular function: ATP binding; protein kinase activity; protein binding. NCBI's taxonomy places the organism in Eukaryota, Fungi, Ascomycota, Sordariomycetes, Amphisphaeriales, Apiosporaceae. Gene Ontology annotation, biological process: mitotic cell cycle; regulation of protein localization to mitotic spindle pole body; regulation of cytokinesis.
AUGGCGGACAGAGUCCUAGCAGCAAAACAAGGCCUAGACACGGACGCCUUGUCACCGAGGGACGUAAAUGUCCAGUUACCAAACCGACCCAACCCCCAGGCAGCCAAGAUAAAAGCAACCGUGGCGGCCAAACCGAUCCCCAAGGACAAGGACCACCCUCCUCCUCCUCCGCCCCUUGUCUUUGAACCUCCCAGCAACGACCGCCACGAUGGCGCAACAUACCAGGUCGGCAAGAUGUUGGGCAAGGGGGGUUUUGCCAUCUGUUACGAAGGCAGGCUGCAGGGCUCGCAGAAGAAGUUUGCGUUGAAGAUUGUCAAGUCCAAGAUGCCCACCAAGAUGGAGCAGAAGUUUCAAACUGAGCUUCAGAUUCACUCCAAGAUGCGGCAUCAGAACCUGGUUCAGUUCCUGCGAGCAUUUGCAUUUGAGAAGAGCACAUACCUCAUCCUGGAACUCUGCCCCAACGGAUCGCUCAUGGAUAUGGUGAAACGUCGCAAGGGCUUGACAGAGCCUGAGGUGCGCUUCUACUCGGUCCAGAUUGCCGGCGCCAUCAAGUACAUGCACGCCAAGGGCAUAAUCCACCGUGAUCUGAAGAUGGGCAACAUCUUCCUUGACAAGCACAUGAACGCCAAGAUUGGCGAUUUCGGUUUGGCUGCCCUGCUGGUCACCGGCAAGGACAUGCACACAAUCAGGAGGACAACCUUGUGCGGCACUCCCAACUACAUUGCCCCGGAAAUCUUGGAGAAGGGAAAGAAAGGACACGAUCACAUGGUCGAUAUCUGGAGUUUGGGAAUCAUCAUGUUUGCCAUGUUCACUUCGAAGCCGCCUUUCCAGUCCUCCACAACCGACGAGAUCUAUCGACGAGCUCGGAACCGGGACUACGAAUGGCCCAUGACAGAGGGCACAAACAAGUACAUCAGCCAGGAGGCUAAAGAGAUCGUCGCCGACAUGUUAGUAGAAGCCGAUCGGAGACCUGAUCCAGAUACCAUUGUGAAGCACGACUUCUUCGUGUCUGGAUACGUCCCAGUCAAGGGCGAAAUCACAGCCACGUUCCGUGACUGCGCUCCGGAUAACCCUGCCUUCUAUGAGGUUGACCAAUCGCCAAAACUUAUUGCACGCAACAUCCGCAAUCUCGAGGAUCUUUGCCGCGACUGCGAGGUGGGCCCUUGGUGCACCACGCAGAAAGUGUAUACCAGCACGUGGAAAGAGGUUGCUCUGGAGGAAAAGGCAGGACUCACUCCCGUAGUUCCGCUGGCCGAGGGAAUCGUGUAUAGGCCGUUCGACGAAGUAAGCCGGGAGCAAAUGCUAGAUCAGGUAUCGCACAAAUCUCAGCUCCUGCUCAAAUCUGGAGAUGACUCGUCUGCGUCACUUCAGAUAGCUCCCAAGGGCCUCCUUAGGGAGCCGCCUCAGAGUUUUGCGGCCCAACAGCGGGCUCAAGGGCGGCCAGGAAAGCCCGGCGCACUGCCUCGCUCCCAGACUUUGAACGAGAUAGGCCCAAUGCCAUCAGCCAGUGGCACUAUGCGAUCUCGGACAAAACGCGAGCUCGUCCGUAGCAACACAGAGGAUAACAUCCUUGCGUUGCCAGCACCCCCUUCAUCCGACAACGUAAGGCUGCCAACCCGUACACUGGCAUCGGCUGCACGGUUCCAGCCUGCAGAGGUUCGAAGACCAGCUGUCGAGAAGCCGCAAGCACGCGUGGUACCACCCGCAGCAGUGUCGGCACCUCAAAAAGCGCCUGUUGAAGCAAGGACGGAAACUCUUUUCAGCCCCUCAGAGCCUCAGACACCAGUACCGGAUACGAAGCCCGACAUGGUACUGGACCGGUUACGGCGUUUGCAGGCUGAGUUGGAACGGGCCUUGAACGCCAGGUCGAUGGCUAUUGUCAGCAAGACAACAGCAAAUACUCCACCGGCACCUCACAUUGUUGUGAAGUGGGUUGAUUACUCCAACAAGUUUGGUUUGGGAUACAUCCUCAACGAUGGAACAGUGGGCUGCGUCUUAAAGAGUCUCCCAGGAAAAGCAAGAGGAGGCAAGACCGUUACUCUGCCCCCUUCUUGUGUCGUUGUGCACGAUGCCGAGAGACACUGCCAACGGCGCCAUGACGAAGCAUACGCAGACCGACACCAAAUUAUUCCCAUGACGCAACCGAUUCAGUUCUUUGAGAACAAUGGCGAAGCUGGUCUUUCGAACGUUCAGGUACACCCUGCGCAGUUCAAGAUCGGUGUGAACCCUGAUGGGACGCCGGGCAAGGUUCCUGUUGGCAAAGACAUCUACGACUAUCGCAAGCGAGAGCAUUUGAUUCUGUGGAAGAAGUUUGCCAAUUACAUGAUGGCGUAUGGCCGCGACCAAGAGGCUCCGACGGACGAGACAGGUCAGGUCCAAGUUCCUGAGUCCACAGCCUCUUCUGCGGCUCCAUGCGACGUUGUCACAUUUUAUCAACGUAUUGGGGAUGUCGGCUGCUGGGUCUUUGCCGAUGGCCAUCUUCAGUUCAACUUCCCCGACCACACCAAGAUUGUCCUGGACUCCACGGCUACCUGGUGUCACUUCUGGCACCUCCCGCAAGAAGCAGCGACGAAAUUGGCAUCGAUUGGUGUUCUUGAUGAGACAGCGCUUGACGAACGUGCGGUACUCAGCUACCCCUUACAGACCCUCCUCAACUUUGCCACGAAACCUGCAAUCCGCCCAAGUCGAUCUCAAACCUCACAGACACGGAAACGCCCUGAAAUUAGCCCGAUGCUUCAAGGCAUACCUGCUGCCAAUGACUUCCGUCGCAAGGUAGAUUUCAUCAAGAACGUGGUCAAGGAGUGGGUCAGCAACGGUGGCAUUGGAAACAGUGACAUGAGCCGCGAGAACCGGCUGAGGUGGACCGGCUGCCGCGAGACCUUUACCAGCGGCCCGAGCAAGCACGUCUGGGUCACCAUCGGAGCCCGCUGGGGCGAUGAGAGAUAUAGUGCCAUGGUGGACCCGAAGAAGCCCCACGAGCUGGGAGAAGAUGUCGAAGAGAGAAGGAGUGUGCCCGCUGCUUAG